Mytilinidion resinicola is the source of this 2995-nucleotide messenger RNA. Its product is annotated as patatin-domain-containing protein. The record is from RefSeq and is a predicted model, not a curated record. Gene Ontology annotation, molecular function: triacylglycerol lipase activity. The coding region runs from base 6 to 2753 and encodes 915 amino acids. Gene Ontology annotation, biological process: lipid metabolic process. NCBI's taxonomy places the organism in Eukaryota, Fungi, Ascomycota, Dothideomycetes, Mytilinidiales, Mytilinidiaceae. The transcript has a single exon.
UUCUCAUGGCCGAUGUCAAAGAGCAGACGGAUGGGCCUGCGCCUAACUCAUCCCCCGCCUUCGACGUCUCCCUUCUUCCGGACUACGACGACGACUUCAUAAACGAACCAGACUUUGAUGAGUUCACAAGAGCCCUCGCCGCCCCGGAGAACUCCCCCUCGACCGACGAUCUCACCGCCCCUCCGCCCGAGCCAAGGACCUUCAUAACCGCCCUCAACGACUGGCGGCCCAUACACCAGCGCGUUCGGAGACGGAAGAAGCAGAAGAAGUCGCCGCGGCGAGGCAAAGACGAGACGCGGGAAGGCUUUGUGUAUAUCUUGCUCAAAUGGCCUCUUCUCAUUCUCGUGUUUGGCUGGCUGAUCUUCCUCGGCAUAUCUUACUUGCUCACGCGAGUGUACAUCUAUCUCUAUGAACAUUGGAUCACAUGGCGCGGCCGGCGAGAGCGAUUACGGAAGGCGCUGCAGAGCACACAAACAUAUCAGGAAUGGGUCGACGCUUCAAAGGCGCUCGACGCUCACCUCCGCAAUGACGCGUGGAAAAAGGUGGAUGAAUACGCGUACUAUGACAGCAAGACCGUUCGGAGAGUGACAGACCAGAUGGUCAAAUUGAGGACUCGGAUUGAGGCUGGCCAAGACUCUCAAAGGGCUAUAGAGGAACUCCGAGGGCUUCUCGAAGCAUGCGUCAAGAAUAAUUUCGUCGGAUUUGAGAACCCGAGGCUAUACAGCGAGACCUACUAUGGAACGAAGAACUUGGUUCAGAGCUUUGUGGACGGACUGGAAGCGUCGCUAGAGCUUCUCUCUCGAACAGACUUGCUAGAUCAGGAUAGCAAGCGGGCCAUGUUUAAGCACCUAGGGACUAAUUUCGGACGCACUGCCCUCUGUCUUUCUGGAGGUGCUACAUUCGCAUACUAUCACUUCGGUGUCGCGAAGGCGCUUUUGGAUGCCAAUCUAAUGCCCGAGGUCAUCACCGGCACUUCAGGAGGAGCUCUUGUGGCUGCACUCUUAGCUACAAGGACGGAUGACGAACUCAAACGGCUUCUAGUGCCCGCUCUCGCCUAUCGUAUCACUGCUUGUCACGACGACACUAUAACAUGGAUCAAACGCUGGUACCGUACUGGGGCCCGUUUUGACAGUGUUGACUGGGCGAAGCGAUGUUCAUGGUUUAGUCGAGGAAGCAUGACUUUCCGAGAAGCCUAUGACAGAACGGGGAGGAUCCUGAACGUGUCUUGUGUACCUUCUGAUCCUCAUUCUCCGACCAUUCUCGCAAACUACCUGACAUCUCCCGACUGUGUCAUAUGGAGCGCAGUGUUAGCAUCAGCUGCAGUACCAGGUAUCUUGAACCCCGUCGUGCUCAUGAAGAAGAACAAAAACGGCACGUUGGCCCCGUACUCCUUCGGCCAUAAAUGGAAAGACGGGUCUCUGCGGACAGAUAUUCCCUUAAAAGCAUUGAACCUCCAUUUUAACGUUCGAUUCAGUAUUGUCAGUCAAGUCAAUCCUCAUAUCAAUCUCUUCUUUUUCUCUUCGCGUGGCUCUGUUGGCCGACCUGUAACUCACAGGCGCGGGCGAGGCUGGCGAGGCGGCUUUCUAGGGUCUGCAACGGAGCAGUAUUUGAAGCUGGACUUGACAAAGUGGCUCAAGGUUCUACGACACCUUGAGCUACUACCGCGGCCUUUAGGACAAGACUGGAGUGAAAUUUGGCUCCAGAGAUUUAGCGGCACAAUAACGAUAUGGCCGAAGUCCAUCCCAUCCGACUUCUACCACAUCUUGUCAGACCCCUCACCCCAAAGACUGGCCCGAAUGAUUCACGUUGGGCAACAAUCCGCGUUUCCAAAACUCAAGUUCAUCGCAAAUCGUGCCAAGAUUGAGCGUCUAAUCCAAGAAGGCCGCCGAGCUACCAGACCCGCUCGAAACCAAGAUGGAACGCUCAUGAAUGUUCUAUCGGAAGACGAUCUCCAAAGCAUUCUUCGCACAUCCAAACGCGGGAGAGGUAACACUACAUUGUCCGCAACCUCAUCUUCCUCGGACUCUCCACGCACACGUCCUGGCUCCCCUGUGGAUCUUCCUCUUGGCUUCUCCUUCACCAAAGCCUCUGAUCGGGGCAAGACGACUGCAAUCUCACCUGGAGGUAGCACCUCACGACCUAAAGACGCUGAUGACCAGCAACCGCCAAGCCCAAGUCUCAGCAAACGCAUUACAGGCUGGUGGUCCUCUAUCGCACCUCCCACCCGUGAGCGCAAUCGUCCACGUGGUCUAUCCCGAAAGUCUAGCCGCCAAGCUCACGGCCAGGCUGCACAUUCCCCGUACGGGUAUGCCGACCGACCAACGUCGAUGUUCGAGCUGCGUCCGCCACGCGAAGAAACACUGGAGGAAUUGUAUGCCCGGACUGGCGCAUCGCCAAAACAUAAAAGACAGGGCAGUCUGUUGAAGGAGAUAAAGCGACAGAGCAGAGUCUUCGUAGACGACAGCACCACUGACGACGACGACGAUGAUGAUGAUGAUGAUGAGUAUGAAAAGAAGCGGGCUAGUGGGAGCUCAGGUCGACCCAGGAGGUCGAAUAGUGACGCUGAAGGCGGUGCCGAGUUCAAAGGCUCCAAUGACUAUGUUAGCGACGCUGGCGACGAGCUCGAGGACGACGAGAGAGACAGUGACGGAGAACCUGAGGAUGAAGCGACACAGCAGUUCUUAGGGAGUGGAAAGGGGGGGGACCAGAGGCACGAUCAUUGGGUGGAUCUGGUUCCAGAAGCGAGGCAUUGACAGCGGCGUAUUGCAUAUUGCUCUUCUGAUGGGGCCGGAAAAGGCCAUGAAGCAGCCGUCUCAGGGCUUGUACUACCAAAUUAUAUGUUAGAUAUCUAUCAAAGGCAGUAUUGGAGAUUUUGUUUGGCCACAUGAGGGUCCUGCUUCGCUUCCUACUCUGUAUGAAGCACAUGCAAAACGAAACAUAACACUCGAUUAGAGCGAACGCGUCCAAUCACGUAGCUCGUACCGAUAAUUCCAUG